AUGCCAUCAACCCCGCGUAUCUUCGACCCUCCGGUCCACCUAGCAUACCAACACCCAAAAGCAAUCCACACACUCGCCGAUAUAAAACUCGACCCCUCGCCAAUCUCCAAAGUCGCCUCCACGGACCCAUUCCCAUUUCUAUCCGCAGAAGGCGUGCGAGCCUUCCGUCGCGAGCUCUUCUCCAAAGAUGUCCUAGACAACUGUUCCUUCCACACACGUGCCGGCUCGGUGCAGCUGCGUGGUAUGGCACCACGCUACGCACCAUUUACAUACCAGUUUUGGACUUCCCCUGAAGUCCUCGAAAUCGUGAGCAAGCUAGCGGGCGUCGAUCUGAUCCCUGUCUUCGAUCAUGAGAUCUGUCAUACAAACGUUCAGCUGGGGCCGAAGGGCCUUGAAGGCGUCAAGGAUACGCCUGUUGAUCCACCGGGCGUCCCGGAGGAGUACAAGAGAAACCAGAGCGGUGAACAGAAGGGCAAGCCUGUUGUUCCGUGGCAUAGGGACUCUUAUCCAUUCGUUUGUGUGGUUAUGCUGUCCGAUACGAGUUCAAUGACGGAUGGCGAGACGGAGAUGCAGAAGGGUGAUGGAUCGACUGUCAAAGUGCGGUCUCCGAGCAUGGGCGGAGCGGUCAUCAUGCAAGGCCGACAUGUCAGCCAUAUUGCCAUCCCAGCAGGCAAUAUGCCGGAGCGAAUUACUCUAGUGACGUCUUUCCGUCCUCGCUCGCCUCUUUUGGUGGACGAUUCAUCUCUGAUGAAUGUGCGCACCAAGUCACUCAUGCCGGAAUUGUAUUACCAGUGGGUGGAGUACAGGCUGCGUUUACUCAGUGAGCGGUUCAAGUAUGAAGCUGACGCUUUGGAUGUCCGGUAUAACGAGGCUGUGCAAUCCAGUGAUGCGGAGGGCAAGCCAGGGUAUUGCCGUAAGGAGACGGUUGAUGUUGAAAAAUUGACGCAUUGGAUGGAAGAUCAAAUGCGAUAUAUGCGACAGACGCUUUUUGAGAUGAGGCCCGUGACGGCCGAGGAUAACAUUAACAAGAACUAUAUUCCGAAGGUGGAGUAG
Messenger RNA from Penicillium cinerascens, 1053 nucleotides. RefSeq lists its product as uncharacterized. The record is from RefSeq and is a predicted model, not a curated record. NCBI's taxonomy places the organism in Eukaryota, Fungi, Ascomycota, Eurotiomycetes, Eurotiales, Aspergillaceae. Bases 1 to 1053 code for a protein of 350 amino acids. The transcript is spliced from 3 exons.